AUGGUUACUCAUUCUUCAUUAAUUGUCUUAUCUCCUAUCAAACAAUCUGACGUACACAAUGUAGUCAGAAUUCACAGAGAAACUGAUGUUGAUAGCGAACGCUUGCUUCUUGUUGCUGGUGGACCCCACACGGGUAUCAUCAUCAACAAGCUCAAUGAUAUUCCUUAUGGAUUAGAUGCUGAUGUUGAGAUAUCCUUCUCUGUUUGGAUUAACAAUGGAACUGUUAAAAAACAAGAGAAACGACAUAUGUUCUUCAAGCUUAAUAAGGAUGUUGAUUUGAAUGAAGGAAGAGCCGUCGUUCAUGCUUUUUUCAAACAACUCAUGUCCAACUUACCUAACACUUAUGUUGACUUCAUGAAAAGAGUGCUUAAAAUGCUGCAAAGUGACUACUUAGUCAUCAACUCUCUUGACUUAGAGUAUAAGAUUUUAUCGGAUGAAGAACAAGUGGCAAUCCCUGAUGCUGCUCAAUAUGAUUCGAGUUCUGAAGCUGAAGAUGUUACCGUUGGUCAUGUUCAGGAAGUGUUAGAGCAUGCUUAUCCAAAUGGUCUCACUAUUGACAUUAUCUGUGAUUCUCUCAGAUGUACUCCCGAAGAAGCAUCCCAGUUCCUGUUGGAAUUGGAAGCCAGCGGAAUAGUAAGAAGAGUUGGUGAUGAAUGGAUUCGUGUUGAUACCCGUAAUGUUGAUGCAGUUGCCCGUGGAAACCAAUCAUCAGGAGCGGAUGGACAACCCACCGUCGCUAUCAUCACAUGCUUGUUUGUUGAAAAACAAGCCGUUGAUUCCCUAAUAGAUGAUAGUUCCGUGAUUCAUAAGUACAAAUCUGGUGGUGAUUCAAACGUCUAUACCAUUGGAAGAAUUGGUCCUCAUAACGUAGUUGCCACAAAAUUAGCUUUAAUCGGAGAUUCUCGAGAAGCUAUUACAAGCGCCGGUUCUAUAACCACUCGGCUACUCGGAAACUUCCAAAAGAUUGAACAUGUUUUCAUUGUUGGAGUUGGAGGUGCUGUACCUCAUUAUACUGACGCCAGACUUCAUGCCCGAUUAGGUGACGUUGUUGUCAGCUCCUCCAUGCCUGAAGCUUAUAUAUAUUCCCACGACCUGAUUCUGGAUAGAAAGACAGAAGCUUUAACUGAAGCUUUAACUGGUUUUGCCACUCGUAAAUGGAGUCCAAAAGAUCAUCAAAUCGAGAACCUUGUGAAGGAUGGCGGUGAACAAUUGAAGAUUGAUUGGAAUACAUUAACAGAUGAAGCCGUUAAUCGAUUAAACAGCCAAGCUUCAGAUAACGAAUUUACCGCACCUCCUAACUCAACUGAUGUUCUUGCCAUGUCUGUGCCCGGAGGAAAUGUUAUUGUACUUCCUCAUCCUAAUGCUGAUAGGAAGGGAGCGGAGAUCCAUUUCGGUGCAGUUGGAGCUGUUGCUAACAUUAAGAAACCUAAUGCUGAAAAUGAAGCUGAGGAAGAGACAGCCUCUCAGUUGCGUGAGAGGUUUGCGGCUGAGUUCCAUCUCAGAGCGCUUGAUGCUGGAUUCGAUUCUGUCGUGGCUUCAAUCGUCGGUAAUAGAAUUGACUCUUGGGCACUAGUUCGAGGAGUCUCUGAUUAUCAACAUGGACAGAGCAGAUCUAUGAAUGGAGUCCAAAAGAUCAUCAAAUCAGUUGGAGCUGUGGCUAACAUCAGAAAACCUCAUGCUGAAAAUGAAGCUGAGUUGGAGGAGUUUCUGAUUAUCAACAUGGACAGAGCAGAUCUAGUAAGAGAUGGCAGGUAA
Molecule: messenger RNA, 1755 nt
Organism: Auanema sp. JU1783
Lineage: Eukaryota; Metazoa; Nematoda; Chromadorea; Rhabditida; Rhabditidae
Source: the annotation of a GenBank genome assembly